This is a messenger RNA of Lachancea fermentati, 249 nucleotides long. Lineage: Eukaryota; Fungi; Ascomycota; Saccharomycetes; Saccharomycetales; Saccharomycetaceae. The record is from the annotation of a GenBank genome assembly.
AUGAGAGCUACAGGUGUCGUAUAUCAAUUAUCAAAACAAAGCGGUGGUAGAAUUGGGGUGAGAGCUGGACUACUGGGUUUCACUCUGGGUGUUGUAGGAGCGUCCAUAUUAGCAAUUAAGGUGGUAGACCACGAAAGACAGGAGAUGGAAUGGUCAGAGAGUAUAUUAAACUUAACACGAUCUGUUAGGAAGCUUGAAACGCAUGUAAAGUCGCUUGAGCAGCAGUAUGAACGUAAAGACGGGCACUAG